AUCAUUACGUGACUGAAAAAAAAAAAAAAAAGAGGAAGUCAUUCCAUGAAUAAAAAUCGGAGCGCAACAGUGCAACAAAAUAUUCUGUACUUAAAGGCCAUAGGCAGACAGAUGUUGACAAGGAAGCCUCUUCUAAAACCAUGGUCGGAUAGAUUUCUGCUAACUGCACAUAUAAAUAGGAGCAGAGGGCCGGUCACCUCUGUAACCACCGGCAGCAGCAGAAGCAGCCGCAGCUUCAGACGCAGCCAGAGGAAUCUCUGAGCAGAGAAGGCGCUGCGGACUCUCGCAGCUGCUUGACCGGGCGGCUCCCACAGACGCCGGCUUUGCCGCGGCCCUCCUUCUUUCUUCUCCUUCUACGACUUUCCCUACUACUUCUUUCUCUGGGUGGACUUAAGGCCACUUUCUCCCCUACCCCCACUUAGCUCGCCUCCUCCUCUUUCUUCCUUCCACAUCUCUCUCCUCGCCCCCUUCUCUCGGUGUCACGCUCUCUCCUAGUUCUGAGCGUCUACAAACUUUUGAACAGAAUACCGGCCUCAGCAAACAAGUCCUUCAGCUCCUCCUGCUGCUCCUGCUCGUUCCUGCGGCUUCUGCUUAGAUACUAACACCAGACGGUGAUGUCCCUUGGUUUGUGACUCCAGCGCAGAAACUUGGAGAAGCCCUUUGCCCGCCGUCCUACUUGGCAGCAAACCCUCUCCUAGCAGCGUCCUGCGCAGAAUGAUCAUGUGUAGCGGAGCAAGGCUGGCUCUGCUGGUCUACGGGAUAAUAAUGCACAGCAGCGUCUACUGCUCACCUGCCGCCGCGGGACUCCGAUUCCCUGGGAUCAGGCCGGAGGACGAGGCGUACGACGAGGACGGAAACCCGCUGCAGGACUUCUAUGACUCGGACCCGCCUGGGGUGGGGGGCCCCGCCUCCACGCUGCGCGACGCCUACGCGCUCUACUACCCAGCGGAAGAAAGAGAUGUCGCCCACGGGAUCCUUAACAAGGCCUACCGCAAGGUGCUGGACCAGCUGUCCGCCAGGAAAUACCUGCAGACGCUCAUGGCCAAGAGCGUGGGGGGGAACCUCGACGGAGGAGCGGAAGAUGACUCGGAGCCCCUCUCCAAGCGCCACUCGGACGGAAUCUUCACGGACAGCUACAGCCGCUAUCGGAAACAAAUGGCUGUUAAGAAAUACUUGGCGGCCGUCCUAGGGAAAAGGUAUAAACAAAGGGUUAAAAACAAAGGACGCCGAAUAGCGUAUUUGUAGCGAUGAGACACCAGCUACCCUGUGUAUACAACCCUGACACAAUGAAAAGUCAUUUACCCAACUGACUGAACAGUCAUCGCUCAUGUGUUCUAUCCAAACAUGUAUUUAUGUAUGAAGUAAAGCCAUUAAAUGAAUAUUUUGAUAAUAAUAUUGUUUUUCUUUUUACAAAGCACUAGAGAAUGCACAGAUAUACUUUGUGGACCAAUUAUUGAUAUUGAGAUAUAUAGAUAUAUAUAUAACAAAUAUAUAUUAAGAAUAUAUAUAAUAGAGAGCAGUUCAUACAAAGUGUGCAAAAGGAUUGAAAUUCGCCUGAGCUGUUUGUUUUUAUAUAAAAUAAAUAGAAAAAUAGACAAUCAUUGUUUUGAAUAUUACUCCUAUUUUUGUAAACUGGGAUUAAAAGGAUAGUAUUUUUAUCCACGACAGGCCUGAAGAUAUUAAUACUGACCAUUUGCUACUGUACAUAGACAGUGAUGCCCUGCUCCAGGGAGAUUUUGAGGUAAUGAUUUGGGAGAAUUGCUGAAGGGCACUCUUUCCCAGUGAGUCUCUGGGGCAGUCUGCUUCCAUCCCAGCUGAAUUCAACUAGGCACUAUCCAUCCCCCUCGCUGGGUGGCAAUUCCAAUACUUCUGCUUUCUUUGAUUCUAUUUUUAUGUGUAUUUAUCUCUCUUCAGACUCUUAGCCCAGAAGGAGGUUCUCCUGAUAAAACAACAGCUGGAUCCAAAUUGUGCUUCUCCCCAGACUCUAUAUCACUCCCUGGGGGAGGAGUGGAGGGGUGUACAAGGAGACAAAUAAGAAGCUCCCUUUUCUUUACUUCCAGGGACCCCAAUAUCCUAAAGUUAGGGUGAUUAGAACAAAGUGAAGAAAAUGCAGGUAUAUUGGAAGAGGCAGAGCACAGGGCAAUAGGAGGGGGACCCUGGAGACGACUGGCUUGGGGCUGCCCCAGGUCUGGGAGCUGGGGGUAAUCCAGUCCCACCUUAGGUCCCCUGCCUGCCUGACUUUGGAUGCUGGGUAUUGGAACUGGAUGCAAAGUACAAUGUGUUUUUCUCCAGUGCUGUCCAUGCUUCUCAUCUUGUGAAACGGCCAGGGUCCUCUCCUUUGAACCUUGCUCCCAUAGGAGCCACCCUUUUCUUUCCUGGUUUUCUGAAGACUCCUCUUUCCUACCCUCUCACACUGUAAAGUACCGUUUACCAUUUUUUCAUUCACUUCUCUUAAACUUGUGAAUGCUUCUUUAACUUUAUUGUUGUUUGAUACUAGCACUUAUUGUAAAGAGUAGGAACCCCUAUGUAGUUACCACCAAGUAAUUAUGCGCUAAAUAUGAACCUUCUGUUUCUUGUUGAUUGAGUUUGUAGGUAAAAUGUAUUUUUCUACAUUAUGGCUUAUUGCUUAGUAAAAUUGAUUUCAUAAAACCAAACUUUGUCAUAUUAGAAUGUGUAGUGUUCAUAUGUUGCUCAGUUGUACUAACUGAUAAAUCAUUUAAACCUCAUCUUCAUAUGUAUGAGUACUAUCUUAUAUUUGUGGUCAAGAGUGAGGUAAGCAAGCUCCAACAGGCCCUGAGACUGUCCCUUGUAUUCUUUCUUGGCUACAGAAAGCAUGUCUGUUUCUUAUCAAUUCCUUGAACCUGUCAAGUAAUUUCUAUAAACAAAAGAACCUUCACCCAGCAACCAGAUCAAGAACAGCAGGCAAAGCAGCCAGCCAAACUCUCAAAUUCCAGUCACAAAUUCUUUCGGGGGGGGGGGGAAGCCAAGAAAAUAUUAAACAUUAGAUUGUAAAGUUUAAAGGAUGUUUCCUUUUCCUUUACGGAUUUGGUCAGUAUGAAGUCGUAAAUCAAAGAAAACAGACUUGGAUUUGCAUUCCCAGGCGGGCUGGAGGCUGCCAGGAAGUCACAAGGCAAAUAGUGAAAGCACAGAGGCAUUUCAAUCUAUGCCUGAGUCCUGUGCACGGGAUCAAUCUUUCUUUAAUUCUGCAGUCUCUUCAGGCAGUGUGAUACGGGAUGCAGUUUGCAGCUUUAGUGCCUUUCUUCGCCUUUUAAAUCGCCACGAAUCACAGAUGGCUAUUUAGUGGCCCUACAAUGCUGCAACACAUCGGCUUGCAUUUUAGUCUUAAUUAUUUGUUUCUUGGAUAAUGGGCAGAGUUUUCUGUAUUUGUGUCAGCUGUUAGUGGUGAAAUAGGGCUCUAGUUAACCUUUUCUUUAUGAGUCUAAUAUAGUGUUCCUGUGGCUAGUUGCAAGCAUUUACAGUGAUCACCCAGUUUAAUCUUUUGUAUACUUUUUAGAAAUGCCAAGAGCCUUACUAUCCUGGAGCAGAUUUAUGAUACAGUGAUAAUUUAGGUAGAUAUUAGUCUUGAAGCUCUUAUUUUGUGUGCAACUGAUUAUAAAAACAUCUUACCCAAGUAUUAUUACACACAUGAUAUCUAUAACUAGGACUUUGAUAACUGUUAUAUAAAGUGUGUAAAAUUUGUAUGAAUAAAUUUUUGUAAACAAUGCAA
Molecule: messenger RNA, 3727 nt
Organism: Sus scrofa (pig)
Lineage: Eukaryota; Metazoa; Chordata; Mammalia; Artiodactyla; Suidae
Gene: ADCYAP1
Product: adenylate cyclase activating polypeptide 1
Biological process (GO): regulation of protein localization; neuron projection development; neuropeptide signaling pathway
Cellular component (GO): perikaryon; extracellular region; neuron projection
Molecular function (GO): pituitary adenylate cyclase activating polypeptide activity; peptide hormone receptor binding; neuropeptide hormone activity
Source: RefSeq, a predicted model, not a curated record